This is a messenger RNA of Symsagittifera roscoffensis, 2403 nucleotides long. RefSeq names its product mitochondrial proton/calcium exchanger protein-like. Gene Ontology annotation, molecular function: ribosome binding. The transcript is spliced from 5 exons. The coding region runs from base 68 to 2293 and encodes 741 amino acids. Gene Ontology annotation, biological process: intracellular monoatomic cation homeostasis. Lineage: Eukaryota; Metazoa; Xenacoelomorpha; Acoela; Convolutidae. Gene Ontology annotation, cellular component: mitochondrial inner membrane. The record is from RefSeq and is a predicted model, not a curated record.
UUUGAUAUUGCCUCUUUGAUCUCUUGUUUUUCAGUGUGUUUAUGAAGGAAAUGAUCAAUUUUGAAAGAUGUAUCGCACAGUUAGAUUUUUCAAUAUAUGCUUUUACUGCACUAGAAAACGCGUCUCACAUAUACUACCAAAUUGUAAAGCAGGGGUGCCGCAAGCUAGACUGUUAUCCUCAUCCAUAAAUCGAAUUACAUUCAGGGGUACUGUGACUACUGGAAAAUUUGGAACAACCGAAAGAGCGACCGUGUUUCAAAAAGAUAUAGACGCAUUUUUGAAUGCAAACCACUGCAGAACAUUUUCGAUCUCAGCUGUGCUACGCGAAGACUCAAAAGUUGACCAGCAGUUGGAAAUUCUUAAGGAUGAAAAAGUUAAAAAGACAGAUGAAAAAGCGGAAAGCAGCCUUCCUGCUUCUCAAUCAAGAAUAAGUGUUGUGAAAUCGGAGAAAUUUGUUAUACGAAUAUGGAUAAAAAUUAAAAAAGAAUUAAAGCACUACUAUAAUGGCUUCAAAUUGUUUUUCUUUGAAACAAAAAUUUCGUUAAAACUGCUUCGAAAGAUAACCAAUGGUGAUGCUCUUACAAGGAGAGAGAAAAAACAGUUGCUUCGUACUGUCUCUGACAUUUUCCGACUUGUGCCUUUUUCAAUUUUUGUUAUCAUUCCGUUUAUGGAGUUUUUAUUACCUUUUGCAAUCAAAUUAUUUCCCGGAAUGCUUCCCAGUACCUUUGAGGAGAAGAAAACGAAAGAAGUGCGGGCCAAGCAGCGUUUUAAACUCAAGUUGGAAAUGGCGAAGUUUUUACAGGACACAGUUGAGCAGAUGGCGGUAAGAAGAAGCUCAUCUACAUCUGAGACAGCACAGAAGUUUGCGGACUUCAUGGGCAAGGUACGUCAGGGAGAUCUGGAGCUGAGCAACGAGGAAAUCCUUAAGUUCUCCAAGGCCUUUCGAGACUCCUUGAUGUUGGACAACUUGGAAAAGCAGCAGUUGAUGGCCAUCUGUAAGAUCCUCAACAUUCGUCCGAUUGGAAACACGAAUUUGCUCAGAUUCCAAAUCAAGCUCAAGAUGCGCAACAUCAAAGCGGAUGACUUGAUGAUCAAGCAAGAAGGAGCAAUUUCCUCACUGGAGGUGUCCGAUCUCCAGAGUCUUGUGCGCGAAAGAGGUAUGCGAGCAUACGGUGUGUCGAAGCAGAGGCUGGUGACGCAGCUGGAGGAGUGGCUGGAUCUGCAUCUGAAUGACAAGGUGCCCCUCUCGCUACUCCUGCUAUCCAGGACCCUCUACAUGCCACCCUCUGAAGGAGGACUGGAGCCGACAGCGACUGAGACCCUGAAGGCGACCAUUUCGUCUCUGCCGAGUGAGACUAGUGACACUGCGAAACAGAGACUGGCUGAGCUGGAGAGUGGCGAGGUGGACAAUGCGGCCAGACUGGAGAAUGUGAGGAGGGAACAGGAGGCGAUCAAGCAGGAGGCACUGGAGAGAGAACAGUCUCUACUCCAGGCUCAACAGACGGCUAUGAAAGCGGAAGAGGAAGAAAAGGAGCGAAUUUUGGAUACUGCGCUGCACGAUUUCCCGCCUGGCUACGUCUUGGCAGAGACCAGGAGUGAGACUGUUCCAGAGGUGACAGUGGACAUGAUGAAGGUGGUGGAGGAGGCUCUCACGGAUCUGGCUGAGACCAAGAGCAAAGUUUCCGAAGAAAGGGACGACUUGAACGAACUGGUCCAGGAGAUCCAGGACUACAAUGCAUCUCUGCAGGAGGCAUUGGAGACUAGUGAGUCCAAAGUGAAAGUCACCAGGGGGUCCAGACUCCUAUCCCGAUAUUUGCAGUACUCUUUGAAGAAGUUGCAGCCGACGGUUGAGAAGAUAGAAGAGAAGAGGCAGCAUGUCAAGGAAGAAAUCCAGCAGUUAUCCGAGGAGAAGAAGGAAGCGCUUGACGAGCGAACAGCAAGUGUCAUUGAAGGCAAGAUCCAGAGUCACGAAGGCACAGUGGCGACAAUUGAUGAAGUGCGCGCAGCCAUGAAGGCUCUCACUGAAGUAUCGGACGAGGAACUGCUCUCGGAAGUAGCCAAGAUCAUAGACCCCGACCAGGACGGAAUCGUAGAGAUAGACACUGUGAUCAAAGCUAUAGAGUUCAUGUCCACAUACUCAGAGGCUACGGCGGAUAGUAAAAACUCGCCCGAAGCACUAACUGAGCUGAUCAGGGUUUUGACUAAAGAGCUGCAACUGAAACAGAAACUGGCUUCAGUCGCCGCCGCCUCGGCCCAGUCUAGUCCACCCCAACAAAUUGAACAAAGGAACUGAGCGAACUUAGAAAUUAUUUUUAAAAGCAAAGACAGUACAUUGUAAAAAGAUUUUGAAUGUUGAUAAAUUUCAAUCAAGAGAUAACUUGUAAAUUAUAACUUGAACUAUUA